AUGCCUCUACCUAGAGCGUCGGCACCUUUGCGCGCUUCUGCCCCGCCUCGUGAAGUCGGCGCUCCCACCGUUGAGCCUCCAUCUUCUCCCGGAGUCGGAGCACUCCCUAACCCGCCUCGCGGCCUCCUCGCCCGACGACGAACAAACUCAGCCGACCACCCUGAUCGGCUAUGGGCGCCCUCGUUGCCAUCCGCCAUCGCCACACCAGUAGGCUCGCCCACGUCUACCUCGGCCGAAACACAGGACAAUGAUCGUGAACGAGACUAUGACCUGGGGAUCACACGACGGGCAGCCUCGACCGUGGCUGUACCGAGGAGCCCCCCGCGCUACAUAGAACCCAUUCGGCCCCUGCAUGCAAACGGGCUGGGAAACCACAACGGAAUGCGAGAUGGAUCGCAAGGCAACAACUCUCGACCUCGUUGGAUGGGUGACCCAAGCAUGGGGUUCCUCCCGUCCCCAACAAAACGGCAGACUGAGCUUCCAAUUCAUAACGUGAAUCCUUUGAAGCCGUUUCCCGAGGUUUCCAAUCUUGUCAGAGAAGAGUACAUCAAGCAGGAACACCGAAAGUCGCCGAGUCGUGACAGGCCUUUGCCGCACCAGUCGAAGGGACACAGAGACCAAGCCAGAGCCCAACCACGUUCGGCCUUUUUUGACAAUGAUGCCGACUCUGAUGUGAGGAGCCUUCGGUCUGACAUGCCUCUUAGUGACGAGGAGCCCGGCACCCCUCGGCCUCUUAAGAGAGAGGGCCGCAGGGCCGAUGUCUUCUCGGACGACCCUCCACCUACCUGGGCCGCCAACCGAGUCAUCACUGUCAGCGGCAAGAGCAAGAAGCGCGAUCGCAACAACGUCGAUUAUGAUGACAAGACUCUUAUGCGCAUGAGCUACUCGGACCUGCAGAAUCAGCCCUUUGACGCGGACCCCGCCCAAGCCGCAAGCGGGGCAGACAAGUCCCUCGUCGGCGAGACGUUACCCGAAAAGCUGGAGCAUUACCGGAGCAAGAGCAUCACGGAGCAAAAGCAGUUCUUCGCCGAGCUUGACCUGGGCGAUUGGGAGCGAUCGGGCGACUGGUUUCUGGAGCAGUUUGGCCGGGUGGCGCAGAAGCUUAAGGAGACCCGACAGAAUAAGCGGGCUACAGUGGAGACGUUUGAGACGGAGCUGGCGAGCCGCGAGGAAGCUGUCCGGCUGCGGACGGAGAAUAUCAACCUGAAGCUCAAGAAGAUCAAGAGCAAGGAUGACGUGCGUCUCCUUGACCUUCCUGUCCUUGCCGACCACCAUCCUGACCUGCUUCUCGGGGCGGUCCGGGAAGACGCCCCUGCGCAAGGCGUCGGCGUAGAGCUCGUAGGCGGGGUAGUAGCCGUCGACAAACUUGACGACCUCGUCGGGGGUCAUGCCGGCGCCGCGCUCGGCGCGCAGGGCGACCUCCUGCUGGGCGCGCCAGUCGUAGGCGUAGGACGUGUCCUCGGCGUCAAUGUGGACAAAGACGUCGAGCAGGUCGGUGAUGGCGUCGUACUCACGCAGGCGGUCGUUGACGAAGAGGAGGUGCUCGAGCUUGAAGGGGCGCCCCUUGUCAGGGACCUUGGAGACGAGGUGUUCGGCAAGGUGCUGGAGGAUGAAGGGGAUGCAGAUUGGGGACUUGUCGUCGAGAAUGGCCGCCAUGGUGGGGGGGGGGAGGUGAUUCGUACCGUCUGGCAGAACAGUCGUCUACAGCCACGUCCCAGCUUUCGGGGUGUGGAUUACGGCGGCAUUUUGUCGCUUGCCGGCCGCCGUGCAGCGAGGCCGACGCCGGCAUCGCAACGGGAAGAAGGCUGCGCCGGCGUGCGGGGUGUCAUGGCAUGA
Messenger RNA from Verticillium dahliae VdLs.17, 1836 nucleotides. RefSeq lists its product as uncharacterized. Gene Ontology annotation, molecular function: TBP-class protein binding; RNA polymerase I core promoter sequence-specific DNA binding. Gene Ontology annotation, cellular component: RNA polymerase I core factor complex. NCBI's taxonomy places the organism in Eukaryota, Fungi, Ascomycota, Sordariomycetes, Glomerellales, Plectosphaerellaceae. Gene Ontology annotation, biological process: nucleolar large rRNA transcription by RNA polymerase I. The coding region runs from base 1 to 1836 and encodes 611 amino acids. The record is from RefSeq and is a predicted model, not a curated record. The transcript has 4 exons.